Molecule: messenger RNA, 3985 nt
Organism: Mauremys reevesii (Reeves's turtle)
Lineage: Eukaryota; Metazoa; Chordata; Testudines; Geoemydidae
Gene: MLPH
Product: melanophilin
Exons: 18
Coding region: 132-2216 (694 amino acids)
Biological process (GO): intracellular protein transport
Cellular component (GO): cortical actin cytoskeleton
Molecular function (GO): myosin binding; actin binding; small GTPase binding
Source: RefSeq, a predicted model, not a curated record
GCUCAGCGCGUCUCUGCAGCGGCGGCUGCAGCUGCUUUGCUGGGAGGAAGUGGCCACUGAGGCACUAAUCGGCCCAUGUGAUCGCUGCGCCCCGAUUCGGUGGUUGGUGCUGCCCAGCCCCAGGGCAGAGGAUGGGAACCCAGCACCGGGAGCAUGUGACAAAAGCGUAUUUUAACUCCACCCCCGGGGACUGGGUCGCCACUGAGCCGGACUGGGAGACCAAAGCACCAUCGGCUGCAGCCCUCCGCAAGUGCCGCUGGCUUCGCGAGGUAUUAAAGAUCUGCACAGAGGCAGCUCCCCUGACACAACUGCUUGCUAGGAUGGGAAGGAAACUGGAUCUUUCCAAGCUAACAGAUGAAGAGGCCAAGCACGUCUGGGAGGUGGUUCAACGGGACUUUGAUCUGCGGAAGAAAGAGGAAGAAAGAUUGGAGGAACUGAAAUGCAAGAUUGAAAAAGAGGGCACCAAGAGGGAGCUCCUGUCCAAUCAGUCCCAGCUCAACGAGACCCACUGCGUCCACUGCCUGCAGCCCUUCAAGUUCCUGGUGAACAGCAAGCGCCAGUGCUUAGACUGCCACUUCUACACCUGCAAGAACUGCAGCCGCUACAACAAAAAGGAGCAAGCCUGGAUCUGUGACCCUUGCCGCUUAUCUAGGAUUGUGAAGAUUGGCUCCCUGGAGUGGUAUUAUGAACACGUGAGAUCCCGGUUCAAGCGGUUUGGAAGUGCUAAAGUGAUGCGGUCUCUCUACGGCAGGCUACAGCAUGGGCAGAAAAUUAAUCCAACGUUGCUAGGUCUUCAUGACAGAGUUUACAGCUUGCCAGACAUCAACAGUGAGUGCCAGCUGCGUGCCGGCGGCAGGGUGCACAGUGACAGCGAUGAUGAAGAUGACCUGGUGGAUGGAGCCGAAGCUGAGCACUAUACUAGGAUGCGCAAGACAAAGCGCCUGCUGUCUGUUCAUCCCUUUGAUUUUGAACUGGACUCAGAAUAUUCUGCUCAAUCACGCCGUCAAUCUGUGCAGCUUUCUCAAACUCCGGUCAACCAGGAUGGCCACCAGUCAUUCCCGGAUUUCCCUGAUGCCGGCGAGGACACCUCCCGGAAGGAGACAAUGAUCGCUGAAGCAGACCUGGCUGCAGUGUUCCACCAGAUCCUGCAGGAGCAGGGACAACAUAUGACCCCUCCAGAGCAGGAGUUUAGCACCGAGGUCCGGCUGACAGUGAACUCACGAAGGAAGAGCCUGGAAAGGAAUCCCAAACCUGGCAGCCCAUGGAACGAGCGGCACCGACCCCAGUACUCAGCGGAUAUGGACACUUCCGAUGAGGACGUAAAGGGAGCCCAGAAGAUACCUGUCUAUCAGCCCCAUCACGUGAAACGCCGAAACAGAGCCUCCUCCCAGGAGAAUAUAAACCACUCUGGAAAUCAGAUAUUUGAACUCAACAAACGUAUGUCAGCUAUUGAACGCAUGCUGAACCGUCUGGAAGAAAGAAUCCUGGUGCACUCAGAAGAGUCUCCGGCCCCCGAGUCCCACACCGAUCCUGAUGUGGAAGAGGAGGAAUUGAAGAGGAAGCUGGAGGAGUUAGCCAGCAACAUCAGUGACAAAGGAGUUUCUUCUGAGGAAGAAGAGGAAAAGAAAAAGGAUGAACCAAAACCCGAAAUGAGCUCCUCCAGCAGUGACCCACCCAGUGAUGCUCAGAAGGUCUCCACGACUGCUGGAAAGACAUCCGGGCUGGAGCAAACCCCGAGGGACCUAGCGGAACGCGCGCGGCACAGCGGGACCACAGACUCCGAGCUGUCAGAGCUGGAGGACAAAGUGGCAUCGGCGGCCGUGCAGAUGCAGCGUGCCGAGAGCGAGGUUUCCGAUAUAGAGUCUCGAAUCGCAGCGCUGAGUGCUGCUGGGCUGACAGUGAAACCAGUGGAAAAGCCAAAGAAGAAAUACAGCACGCAGCUGUUUAUGCUCCAGCCUCCCCGGAACGCAGGUAGCGGCCAAGGAGAUCAAAGUACGGACUCUUCAGAGAUGGCAUCGCCAAAUGACUUCAAAGUAAUGUCUAUGCCACAGGUGUUAAGGAGAAAAUUCAACAGUUCCCUUGAAAUUGCCGACGGCGACGAAUCCUUUGAUCGAAACUCCAUUUACCGAGGCUCUUUGACACAAAGGAACCCCAACGGGAAGAACAGGAAAGCAGAUCGCAUCUUCGCGAAGCCUGUGAUGACCCAUCGACCCUGAAGAAGAUGGAGCCUCAAGACACUGCAAUUUUACUAACAAUGCCUGGCCUCAGCUCAGAGCUUCAUCUUUAUUUCCCUCAACACAUUCUCCGAAGGGCUGGACAGAGAGGAGGAGGCAGUCCCGUGGGACAGGGAAAUCCUGCCGAGUUGUGCUUACAGAGCUCCGGCUCCACCUCGCUACCCAAGAAAUCAAGUCCCAAUAAGAAACUUGCUGCCUGUUCCUGACAGGAUUUCCAGCCCACAGUGUCUGGCAAAGCAGCCCCAGCUCUUUGUGACACCACACACCCACUCUGUCUCUUCCGCAAAUCUCCGUUGUUGUGAAACCAGGGCAUCUGUCUGCAUUUGAAAGCAGCGUUGUCAAGGCUGGGAGCUGGGAGGGUUAACUCAGUGGGCCAGAUACAUGCUGGGUGUAAUUCUGGUGGCUUCAGUGGAGUGAGUUGCUUUCCUCUUGGGUUGGUGCAGAGAAGUCAGUGAUUGGACCCAGCAGUGUUCAAGAGUUUGCAGUGGAUUUAAAGUGCCCACUCCCCACUGCCUUGAAUGGGCGUCAUGUGCGUAAAACCCAGCCCAACACUCUGAAACUGUGCGGCUAGAUGUUUGCAAAGGUCACUCUGCAGUUCUCCAAGUUCUUUCCAUUCGCCCCUCUCCCCUCUCCCCCCCCAUGGGCAGGAGCGACAGAAGCUUCCUAAAAGAGGGCUGGAGGCCACCUCAGUAUUUUAAAAUGGAAACAUCUAGUUUAAGAAUGAUCCAUGUGAAUCCUCGUGUGAGUAACAUGUCAUUGCAUUAGGCUUUGGUCACGAGCGGAAGCACCGAACCUCUGCAGAUCCGUCCUGCAGUCACUUCAUUGCAAUAGCAGUGAGCUGGACACAGAGUUACCACGUCACAGGAAAUUCUGUGCUUUGGGGCAUUUUUACCGUUCUGAAAUGGAACAAAAACAAAAUAUUUUAUCUCCAGCGGAACCAAAUUCCAAAAAAAGGUUGGGGGUCAAUCAAAACAUUUCCUUUCAAUAAAACUGAAACCUUUAAUUUCCAUUUCGAUCUCAAAACUUUCAAAUGUUUUUAGAUAAAAAAGUUGUUUUUUUUUAAAAAGUCAUCUUGAACUGAAAAAUGAAAAUGUUUUAGUCACAAUAUGCCAAAAUUGGAUAUUUCAAUGUUAUUAAAAUGCUUCUUGGGAUGUGGAGAAAAUUCAUCAAAAUCGACAUGUUUUUCAAAACAUUCUGAUUUGACAAAAUUUGCAUUUUGGGGGUAAAAAAAACAAAUUUUGAUGAAAAUUUUCCAACUAGCUGUAGUUGUGACCAACUAAUGGUAUUUGUAUCGUCAGCCUACUGUUCUUAUUCUCUUGGUCAUGAUAGCUGAAAUGAACCAAUGCGACUUCUCCGCAGCUGCUGCCUCAUUUUUAGUAUAAUUCAUGGAGAAGCUACUUAAAUGCUCAGAUUCCCUUCAUGACCCUUUAGAAGUCACUUCCAUUCUCACUAGUAUAGUCCAAGCUGAGAUCCUGAGUUCUCUUUAAGUUGGCAUAUGGCUAGGCUGUUCCAAGAAACCAGUAUAAUUAUCUCUCUGUUAGAAACCAACUUCUAGCCACAACCAUGUCAUCACAGCCCCCUGCAAGUCAAUUAAAUGACCAGUUGUGUAUAUAUCUCACCACUGAGCUGACAUCAAGCAUAACCCAGUGACCCAGAUCCUCAGCUGGUGUAAGGCAACUCAGUUGAAGUCAAUACAAUGAUGCAGAUUUAUACCAGCUGAGGACCUGGCCUGGUGUUUUUUUAAAGCCACA